This is a messenger RNA of Lactuca virosa, 1847 nucleotides long. The record is from the annotation of a GenBank genome assembly. NCBI's taxonomy places the organism in Eukaryota, Viridiplantae, Streptophyta, Magnoliopsida, Asterales, Asteraceae.
AUGGACCUUGAAUUUCAAUGCAAUGAUGAACGUUUUUCCUCUCGGAAAUGGGGAUCACAUGAUUUUGACAACAUGCAUGUUGUCCCCCCUGGUUCUACUAUUGUUCGCCAAAUGAAUUUGGAGUAUCUUGGCCGGGUUGUCUUCAACACUGAUGGCAUGAUUGGUGGAUUGCGAGUAGUUGGAAUUGAAGCUAAAGCAACUAUGUUUGGACAACCUAUGGCAUGGUUUUGCCCGGUGUUGUUGGCUUCAAGUUGUCUAAAAAGUUGCAAAACAGUGUCACAACUACUGAUUUGGUGUGAGGGUUUUGGUGCAACAAUGGGCUUCUUCCCUGUAGAUCAUGUCGCAUUGCAGUACCUUAAAUUGACAGUAAGAAGUGAUGAAACUGAAAUUCCCAAUAAUCCUACGCCUUACUUUCUUUCUCCCGUCAACUACACCCACCUCGCUUUUCACUUCCUCCCAUUAAGUCCCACCUUUCGUCCUUACCAGGUCAAUAUAGUUUUCUCAUAUUCCUCUUCCACAGACACCUCCUGCAUCUCCUUCGAUCAUCGCCCUUAUCACCUCCCAUCUUCUUCUAAUAACUUUCCUAGCAUCAUAUAUCGAAUAACAGAGCACUUCCUCCUAACCACCCAACCAGCUGCUCACUCCGAUCGAGAUAAACAAUUCCCUUGCUGUACAAACCGAGUCUCUUUAAUCCGGUUUAAAACCACAUUUGUGCUACAAGCACCUACUCAAUGAGCAUGCACAAAAGUUGAAGCCACUCCCAUUAUAUUAAACUCAUAAUGAAGGAUGUGAAUGCCUACCUAAGUUCAAAACCACUAUGUUGAUUGAUGGCAUGAGCAAUACAUCUUCAACACAUUUCAGCAGCGUAGAUGGCUAAAAUGGUGUGUCCAAGAUUGCAUAUUUGUUUUUGGUAAAGACAAAAAAAAAUGCUAUCUUUGACACAUCCAUCUUAGCCAUGAUGCAGAAGUCAAAGAAGGAAACACCACAUCUAACUCACUCAAGAAUAAUCAAACACAUUUUAAGAGGUUUGGUUCUUAAUAUAUUGCUGUAUUACUUGGAUGGCCCCUUGGAGUUUUAGGCCUCGUUUGUUUUUCUACAAAAGUACUUUUUGAGCACUUUUCCCUUCUGGUGGGUAUACGUCUUCUUCCGCAAACAUGGAAAAAGACAAAAGAUAUUUAACCACUUCCAAAAUAAACAACACCUUAGUGUCAGGAUGUUUUCCAUAGCUUUAGAGGAGAAGAUACUCGCAAGAUUUUUGUGGAUUAUCUACUGAGCUCUUUCACAACAAGGGAUCUACACUUACAAGGAUGAUGAAACACUUCUAAUGGAAGAAUUGAUAGGUCCAUCCCUUUGGAAGGCUAUCUAAGAGUCAGAUACUGCCAUGGUUCUAUAUUCUGAAAACUAUGCAAAUUCUUCAUGUGUUCAGAUGAAGUUGCAUAUGUUAUAAAGUUAAAGGAUACAAGAGGGAAAAUCUUUGUGCUCAUAUUUUAUGAUGUAGAUUCCUUUGCAAUGAGUAAAUGAAUAUGGAAAUACGGAGAAGAGUACAACAAAGUAACCUUUAUAGAUUGGAGCCAAACACAUUGCCAGUAGGUAAUUUUUUUUUUUUUUUACACUUUUUAUCACAAUAAAUAUGUGUGCUCUACAAGACAUUUAUACUUGUAGCUUGGAAGUUUUUUAUACAAAUAUUUUAUUAGUCAUUACUCAUUAUCACUAUGAUUAACAAAAGAGGCUUUGACUAGAUCACUAUAUCAGAGAUGAAAAAGGAUCAUUACUGCUGGAGGCUAUUUAGCUUUUUGGUAGACAUGCAUAUGAAAUAUAAACCUGUAUAAGAUUAUGAGAUGCAUCCA